Molecule: messenger RNA, 3192 nt
Organism: Morchella sextelata
Lineage: Eukaryota; Fungi; Ascomycota; Pezizomycetes; Pezizales; Morchellaceae
Exons: 5
Coding region: 1-3192 (1063 amino acids)
Biological process (GO): intracellular protein transport; endoplasmic reticulum to Golgi vesicle-mediated transport; COPII-coated vesicle cargo loading
Cellular component (GO): COPII vesicle coat; endoplasmic reticulum exit site
Molecular function (GO): zinc ion binding; SNARE binding
Source: RefSeq, a predicted model, not a curated record
AUGGCAGAAAUGGCCAUGUAUUACGCCCUUGGGGCUGAUGAGCCGGAUGCGAACGACCCAAACCCUCCUGUAUCUCAGCAGCAGCAGCAGCAGCAGCAAUUCCGGCCUGCUGUAGCUCCCCCUCCAACUGGCUACCAGCAAACCGGCGGCUCUCCAUAUCAGCAGCCAUCUUAUGGCCAAGCUCCUGGACAGGUAGCGUCUCCCUACCAACCACAAGGACCAUAUGGUCAGGCGCCUUACGGUCAAGCUCCACCUACAUCUGCCUCCCCAUAUCAACCACAAACUGGAUAUGGACCUCCCCCGCAACAAUCCAGCUUCUAUGGGGCCUCUGGAGGGGAUAUUGGUGGCUUGACGGGAUCAAUGUCUGGUAUGGAUCUUGCCGGGGGUGUCGGAGCUACUCCGGGGACCAUCUCUAAAGCUUCUCGGAAGAAGGCAAGAGCAUACCACGAUCUUGGGCAGGCCUCAGAAUCAGUACCUGGCGGCACUCUACCCCCAUAUUCGCCGGGGGUUACAUCCCAUGUCCCUUCCCAAUUUCUUGGCCAGCAACCAAUGCAAUCUCCAGGCUUCGGGGGCAAUUCGCAAUUCCCAGUUCCCGCGAAUCAGCCAUAUUCUCCAGCUACAGGAACUAAUCCCGCAGCAUUCGCCGCCCGUCCAGCUCAAGCGGCUUCUGUCAAUCAGCAAGGUGGUAAAAUCGAUCCAAACUCGAUUCCAUCAGUUCCACUCUCACGUGACUUUGCUACGACACAUUAUAAGACAGCAGUCUACUCGACACUUGAUAAACAGGCACCACCAAAUGCCAAUUCCGAUUUCAUUGUCCAUGACCAGGGCAAUGCAUCUCCUAAAUUCUGCAGGUUGACUUUAAACUCAAUCCCUGCAACUACAGAACUUUUGGGAUCGACGUCCUUGCCAUUGGCACUUUUAAUACAGCCGCUAGCGAAACAGAAGGAGGAAGAGAGCCCAAUACCCGUUCUAGAUUUUGGGGAGAUGGGACCUCCACGGUGCAGACGUUGUAGGACUUAUAUCAACCCUUUCAUGAUAUUUUUGCAGGGUGGAGCAAAGUUCCAGUGCAACAUGUGUCUUUUCCCCAACAACGAGGUGCCUAACGAAUACUACUCUCCUGUAGAUAUGACUGGUACUAGGAUUGAUCGUAUGCAAAGACCAGAAUUGAUUAAUGGGACAGUGGAAUUCGUAGUUCCGAAAGAGUACUGGGCGAAGAAAGAGGGCGAGGGAGCAGGUGGCGAAGAAGGAAAAGGUGGAUCACCAAUGAGAUAUCUAUUUUUAGUGGAUGUGGGUGAAAAUGCAGUGAAUAAGGGUGUCUUGGAGAGCGUCGUUGGUGGCAUUAGAGAAACUCUCUAUGGGGAAAGUGCCUAUGUGUCAUGUCUAGAAGGGCAAGAAUCAGAAGAUGAAAAGGAAGGAAAGAGAAGGAGAUUACCUAAAGGGUGUAAGAUCGGGAUUUGUACGUUUGACAAGGAUGUGCAAUUCUACAACUUGAACUCGAAUUUGGACCAAGCCCAAAUGUUAGUUAUGACUGACAUUGAGGAUCCUUUUGUUCCUUUGAGUGAGGGGUUAUUCGUUGAUCCUUACGAAUCGAGAACUGCCAUUGAAUCACUCCUAACAGCCCUCCCGGAACUCUUCCUGAAUAUCAAGAACCCCGAACCAGCUCUUCUGCCUGCCUUGACUGCUGCCCUUUCAGCCCUUGAGAAGACUGGCGGAAAGAUCAUCUGCUCUCUCGCUACGUUGCCGACAUGGGGUCCUAAUCGUCUCCACCUCCGCGAGGACUCGAAGCUCUACAACACGGAUAAGGAAAAAGCACUGUUUCAAACGGAACAUCCUGCAUGGCGCAAGAUAGCCGGGAAAAUGGUCGAAGCUGGGGUAGGCGUAGAUUUCUUCCUGACGCCAAGUGCCUAUAUCGAUGUUGCAACAGUCGGUCAUAUUUCAGCUACUACUGGUGGAGAAACGUUCUUCUAUCCAAAUUUUGUUGCGACUCGUGAUGCUUUCAAGCUCCGUUCCGAGAUUUCUCAUAGUUUCCAUAGGGAGACUGGGUACCAAGCCCUGAUGAAAGUACGUUGCUCCAACGGUCUUCAAGUCUCGAGCUAUCAUGGAAACUUCCUACAGCACAGUCACGCCGGUGAUGUUGAGUUUGGAACUAUCGACGCAGAUAAAUGUAUCUCGGUCAUGUUUAGCUAUGACGGGAAAUUGGAUUCUAAGGUUGAUGCACAUUUCCAAAGCGCCUUGCUAUACACAACCAAGGAGGGCGAGAGGAGGGUUAGAUGCAGUAAUGUGGUAGCUGCUGUUACCGAGCAGGGCCGAGAUGCUGUAAGGUGGGCGGAUCAGGAUGCGGUAUUGGGAGUGCUCGCCCGAGAAGCUGCUAGCAGGAUGACUGAGAAGCCAUUGAAGGAGAUUAGAGGUGCACUUACGGAAAAGUGCGUAGAAAUCUUGGCAGCCUAUAGGAAGAAUUUCAGCGCGAGUGGUAAUCCCCCAGGCCAGUUGGUAUUACCAGAAGGUCUGAAAGAGUUCGGGAUGUAUGUAUUAGCUUUGCUCAAGUGCAGGGCCUUCAGGGGAGGGAAUGUGGCGAGUGACAUGAGAGUUCACUCAAUGAGGCUUUUGAAGAGCAUGGGCCCUAGCGAGUUACAGCUAUAUCUAUAUCCUAGGAUUCUUCCAGUUCAUAGCAUGGCUGAAGAGGAUGGCUUUCCCGAUGAGACCGGUCACCUCAAAAUCCCAGCCGCAGUUCGUGCUUCUUAUGGCUUCAUCGAAGAAGGUGGCUGUUAUAUUGUUGACAAUGGUCAAUUACUUCUUCUUUGGAUCCACGGUCAGGUCUCACCAAACCUCUUGCAAGACCUCUUCGGGCCUGAUAUCACCUCUCUCUCUGCUCUUGAUCCGAACCUUUAUGAGCUACCCACCCUAGAAUCACACCUCAACGCACAAGUCCGCAAUAUUCUACAAUACCUCAAAUCGCAACGCGGAAGCAAGGCAAUAUCUGUCCAGCUCGCUAGACAAGGAUUAGACGGCGCUGAGUAUGAAUUUGCUGGGAACUUAGUUGAGGACAGAAACAACGAGGAGAGGAGCUAUGUGGAUUGGCUGGUACAUAUUCAUAAGUUUAUUCAACUAGAGGUUACUGGACAGAGGAGGAAGGAACAAGGGGAUGUUGCAUCUGGAGGCGGAAUCGCGGGACUAAGGCCUCCUUAUUGGUAA